GGUGGCUUGAUAUUAAGACAUGCAAAAUAAAAUGAGCGUAAUGAUUUCAAAUUAUUAAAGAAGAAUCUUAUGAGUCAGAAAAGAACUUGGCAGGAAGAAAAAUCUGGCUAUCAAAUCAAUGAAGUAGUAUUAAGGAGAAAAUUAAAAUCAGCCGAGCAACGAGGUGAGAAGCUUCUGUGGAUGAUAGAGAAGUACAAGGAGCAUCUUUCUGUGCUCGAAAAAAGGCAUAAAAGAAAACUGAAACAGUUACCUUCUGAAAAGGAGAAUGAGCACCAAGAGGAAAUUUCAAAGUUACAAUCUCUCUUAUAUAAGCAACAGAAAUGUGGGAUUUUGAAGGUGAAACAGACAUUUGAAACUUGUAGCAGAUUUAGUCAAAAGAAUUUAUACCUUGCUGAAGUCCAGAAAACAGAAUACUUGUGUUACAUAUACAACGAAUCAGUUUAUCGAAUGGAAAAAAUGGAUCCAAAUGGAAGACUAGCAACUACUUUACUACAUCAAUCUGCUGCCUUUACUGAGCGUCAAGGCAAAGUAAGAUAUUCAAGAGUCGGACUUGAAAACAGAACGGAACAUGAAGAUUUAUCACAAAAAUGUGAAAAACGAAAUGAACUUGAGGAGCUCAGAUUAUUAAACAAGGAUCUUAUGAGUCAGAAAAGAGCCUGGAAGAAAGAAAAGUAUGAAUAUCAGCUUAAUGAGUUAGCUUUGAAAAGGAAACUGAAAUCAACCGAAGAACGGGAGGAAAAGCUUCUGAAAAUGGUGGAAAAGUACAAAGAGCAUAUUUCUGUGAUAGAAAAAAGGCAUCAAAGAAAAUAUCAAGAACUGCAGUCUGUAAAAGAGAAAGAACACAAGGAGGCAGUUUCAGACUUACAAGAUGUCUUAUGUAUAUUGAAGAAAAAAAUUAUUUUUAACGGGAAAGAGAUAUCUGAAAGUGAAAGCAGGUCCUUAACAGAGUUUUUGUACCGUCUUGAAAAGUUAACAGAGCGCAAAGCUUGCCUUAAAAAUUCGGCAACUCAGACAGACACACUUUUUACCGGAGAAGAAAUAUCUAGUAUGCAGAAUAGGGAUGUGGAAGAACAUGACAGAAAUGAGAGAAAACUGACAGUUUCAGAAGCUUUCGAUUAUUUCAAGAAGAUCAGUCAAUUGUUGAUUUUAUACAUUAUUUUAAUAUACUUUUGCAUUUUCGCCACGACGUGAGAAACAUGGAAAUUUUAAUAUUCAUAUACAGAAGAUAAAAGAUCUGUGGAGAAUAUUCUCAUAAAUAACAUUUUUAUAGUAUUUAUUGUAUUAUUUUUUCAACUUAAUUCGCAUCUUUUGAAAUUAAGGAAAACUGCACCUGUAAACGGAAACAAAAGUGCAUUUCCUCAUCUGACAUUCAUUAUUUUUAAUAAAGUGUUUCCUUGGAA
Molecule: messenger RNA, 1400 nt
Organism: Stegodyphus dumicola
Lineage: Eukaryota; Metazoa; Arthropoda; Arachnida; Araneae; Eresidae
Source: RefSeq, a predicted model, not a curated record